AUGGCCACAGAAUCGCACAGCCCAGACCCCCAGCCUGAUAAAUCAUACACCCUCAUGGACCUCCCCACCGAGCUCCACCUCCACAUCGCAACCUACCUCCCGUACCCGGACGCGCUGGCCCUGAAGCACAGCUGCCGCCACUUCUACCCGCUGGUCUACACAGGUGUCCACCUCAAGGUCGACUGGCUGGUGGAGCGCUUUGAGCGCAAGCUGGAGUGUCCGAUGGAGAAGUGCUCGUUCCGCACGGACGAGUCGUUCUGCAAUGCGCGGGUGCGCCGGAUCAUGGAGCGCAGACGCCGGCACCUCGAGUGCCUGCGGUCCCCCGGGGGCUGCUUCGUCAUCGACGGGGAGACCUGUCAGAAGGAUCUGGUUCCGACAUGGCUGAAGAAGCGGGGACGGUUGCAGAGAGCGCGGUCUUGGGGGUAUGAAGUGUUUGUGACUGGGUUGGUCUUCCUGGUUCUAAACUUGCUGUGGCAUCUGUGUGGAAGGUAUGGGGGCUCCGAUCUAUUCUUGCAGCUUGUAAACGGGACUGACGGGCUUGUCUAG
Aspergillus aculeatinus CBS 121060 is the source of this 546-nucleotide messenger RNA. RefSeq lists its product as uncharacterized. Gene Ontology annotation, molecular function: protein binding. The coding region runs from base 1 to 546 and encodes 181 amino acids. Lineage: Eukaryota; Fungi; Ascomycota; Eurotiomycetes; Eurotiales; Aspergillaceae. The record is from RefSeq and is a predicted model, not a curated record. The transcript has 2 exons.